Uloborus diversus is the source of this 8038-nucleotide messenger RNA. It is a transcript of the gene Kdm5, whose product is annotated as lysine-specific demethylase 5A-like. Bases 184 to 5643 code for a protein of 1819 amino acids. Lineage: Eukaryota; Metazoa; Arthropoda; Arachnida; Araneae; Uloboridae. The record is from RefSeq and is a predicted model, not a curated record. Gene Ontology annotation, molecular function: histone demethylase activity; DNA binding. The transcript has 35 exons. Gene Ontology annotation, cellular component: nucleus. Gene Ontology annotation, biological process: chromatin remodeling.
UCUUGUUCUAUGGUUUUUUUUCUUAUUAAGUGUAUUUUUUGUUUGCGAAGUGAUCAUAUCAGAUUGGUGUUUUUACAAUUCCAUAAAAUGAUUUCCUGAACUGUAAAGUGUUGUUAAAGGCUUUUGUCUGAUAAUUAUGUGCAAUUUUAUUUUGUUUAUGAGGUUAUAUUUCACUUUUGUGAAAUGAAUGCUGGUGAAUUUGAAUUUAGACCUCCGCCUGAGGCCCCAGUCUACGAACCCACAGCCGAAGAGUUUAAAGAUCCGCUAGCCUACAUAGCUAAAAUCAGACCUGAAGCUGAACAGAGAGGCAUUUGUAAAAUCAAACCUCCUCCAGAAUGGCAACCACCAUUUGCAGUAGAUGUAGACAACUUCAGAUUUACUCCUCGAAUGCAGAGGCUAAAUGAAUUGGAAGCAACAACAAGGAUCAAGUUGAAUUUCUUAGAUCAGAUUGCGAAGUUCUGGGAGCUACAAGGCUCUUCACUAAGAAUUCCAAAUGUGGAAAGAAAAGCUUUGGAUCUCUUUACUUUGUAUAGGGUGGUUCAAGAAGAAGGUGGAAUGGAUAUCGUAUCACGUGAAAGAAGAUGGUCACGUAUAGCCACUAGAAUGGGCUAUCCUCCUGGACGAGGUGUUGGGUCACUAUUACGACAGCAUUAUGAGCGUAUAUUGUACCCAUAUGAUGUGUUUCAAAGUGGUGCAAGUCUCAAUGACAUAAGCCUUAAUGAGGAUUCUGAUGAUUCCGACAAACGAGAUAAGGAUUACAUCCCUCAUGGAAUACCAUCCAGACAGGCCAUCAGACCGCCUGCUGAUCGUUAUGCUCGACGAUCUAAGAGAUGUGGCAAAGAUAGUGAUGAAAACAUAGAUGGCAUUGACUAUUCCACUAAUAAUGAGCUAAAAAAACUGCAAUUUUAUGGUGCUGGUCCAAAAAUGCCUGGUUAUCAUUCUCAAGGAAAAUAUGAUUUUGAAGAGGAAUCAAAGUUUUUAAAAGAAAAUCACAUUGAAUGUUUGAAAGACCUUAAAAUGGGCCUUGGGGCAAAAGAUCUCAAAAUGGGAUUUGGCAAUAAAUUAUCAGGGAAUUUCCUGAAAGAAACAAGAACAAUGAGUGCCGUUGAAGCCGCAAAAUUAGGUGCCAUCUUGAAGCGGAAAGAUAGGCCUAAAGGAAAGAUGCCGAUCGAUCAAAUAGUGUGCAAUAUUUGCAAUCGAGGAGAUGAAGAAGCUAGUAUGUUGCUGUGUGAUGGAUGUGAUGAUAGCUAUCAUACCUUUUGUCUGAUCCCACCUCUUAAUGAAAUACCUAAAGGAGAUUGGCGAUGUCCACGCUGUGUUGCUCAAGAAGUUUGUAAACCACAGGAAGCAUUUGGUUUUGAGCAAGCCCAAAGAGAAUAUACUUUACAGGAGUUUGGUCUGAAAGCUGAUGAAUUCAAAACUAACUAUUUUAACAUGCCUGUGCAUCGAGUGCCGUUUGCUCUGGUAGAGAAAGAGUUUUGGCGUAUAGUCAAUGCCGUUGAUGAAGAUGUCACUGUGGAAUACGGUGCCGAUCUUCACACGAUUGAUCAUGGUUCCGGGUUUCCGAGUAAAAAAACAAAAACUCUGCUUCCAGGAGAUGAGGAAUAUGUCACUUCUGGUUGGAAUUUGAAUAAUCUUCCAGUUCUUGAAGGCUCAGUUUUGAAACACAUCAAUGCAGAUAUCUCAGGAAUGAAAAUACCAUGGACGUAUGUUGGCAUGUGCUUUGCAACAUUUUGUUGGCAUAAUGAAGAUCACUGGAGUUAUUCAAUCAAUUAUCUUCACUGGGGUGAACCAAAGACAUGGUAUGGAGUUCCAGGAGGUGCUGCAGAAUGCUUCGAAGAUGCAAUGAGAUCUGUAGCUCCAGAAUUGUUUGACACUCAACCAGAUUUAUUGCAUCAACUUGUUACUAUAAUGAAUCCAAACCUUUUAGAGAAUUUGGGUGUCCCAAUUGUAAGAACUAAUCAACAAGCUGGAGAAUUUGUAAUAACUUUUCCAAGGUCUUAUCAUGCUGGAUUUAAUCAAGGAUACAAUUUUGCAGAAGCAGUUAAUUUUGCCCCUGCUGAUUGGCUUCCUAUCGGUAGAGUUUGUGUGUCACAUUAUGGAAUGCUGCACCGCUUCUGUGUCUUUUCUCAUGAUGAACUAAUUUGUAAGAUGGCCUCUGACCCUGAUCGACUAGAUAUCAGCAUUGCAGCUUCUACCUAUCAAGAUAUGCUAAGAAUGGUUGAAUCAGAAAAAGAGUUAAGAAAAUCAUUGUUAGAAUGGGGUGUAGCUCAAGCUAAUCGAGAAGUAUUUGAAUUAAUUGCUGAUGAUGAACGGCAGUGUGAAUAUUGCAAAACGACUUGCUUUCUGUCUGCUGUGACUUGUUCGUGUAGCAACAAUAAACUUGUUUGCAUUCCCCAUAAGGAUAAGUUGUGUCGUUGUCCUCCGGAUAAACAUUGCUUACUGUAUCGUUACACUCUAGAUGAAUUGCCUACUAUGUUGCAUCGACUAAAAGUUAGAGCUGAAUCAUUUGAUACUUGGUCUACCAAAGUAAAAAAUGCCCUGAAUGCACCUCUUAAAAGUAAAUUAAGUCUUACUGAGUUCAAAGAGUUCAUUCAAGAAGCAGAAGAAAAAAGGUUUCCCCCUGCUGACUUGCUUAAUGAACUCAUUAAACUAGUAGAAGAAGCUGAACAGUGUUCAUGCAACGCUCAAAAGGUUCUUAGCAAGCAAACUCCCCGGAAAAGGGCUGUCAAACAGACUGUUGAUUAUUCUGGUUCCAGUUUGAUCUCACAUAAAGAGUUACAAAUUCUUUGUCAUCAAAUUCAAACCCUUCCAUGUGAAAUUAAAGAGGCGUUCUUAAUAAAGGAUUUGUUGGAUAGAACAAUUACUUUUCGAUCUGAUGCUUCUGAACUUAUCAAUGAAGAGAUAUCAGAUUCUCGUAAGCUCGAAAAAUAUCUUGAAAUUGGUCUGAAUCUGCAUUUAAAUUUAGCUGAAAUACCUCAGUUAAAACAGAAACUUCAACAGAGCAGGUGGUUGGAAGAAGUACGAGCAUCUUUAAUUCACCCUGAUUUGGUAACACUUGAAGUUCUCAAAAAACUUUUGGAGAAAGGCAUCAAUAUACCACCUCACUGCACUGUAGAAAAAGUUCUGGCAGAAUUACAAGAACUUCUUACAAUGGGUGAACGAUGGGAAGAAAAAGCAAAACUUUGUCUGCAGGCUAGACCUAAACAUCCACUUGCUGUGCUAGAAUCAGUUUUAGGAGAAGCAGGUAGUGUUUCUGUUUACUUACCUAAUGUUCUUCAAUUAACUGAUGCUGUGAAGAAAGCUAAGGAUUGGAUAGCAAAAGUUCAAGCUGUACAGAGUGGUGCUCACAAUCCAUAUCUUGAAGUAUUGGAAUAUUUGGUGACAAAAGGCAGACCUAUUCCUAUUCACUUGGAACAACUGUCUCAAAUUGAAGCACAUGUAGAAGCUGCUAAAGCAUGGAGAGAGAAAACUGCUCGUACUUUUUUGAAAAAGAAUUCAUGCUAUAAUUUAAUAGAAGUUUUGUCACCAAGGAAGGAUAUAGGAGCACCGCCAGCUGUAAGAGGUAAAAAGAAGAAAUCAAGGGAAAGUGAAGAUGGCUUUGGUGGUGAUGAUUCCAUGAGUUUAGAUGAAAAAUUUGAGGAAGCAAAAGAUCCUGCCACAAUUGUUGCAAACUUUAAGGAAGCAGAGAGAUUGGAAAUAGAAGCUAUGAUGCAGUUACGCGCGAAAAAUAUUCGAGCACGUUUAGAGGAUAGUGUAGAUUCUCGCUACUGUAUUUGUCACAAGCCUUUAACUAAUAAUAUGUUGCAGUGUGAAUUAUGUAAAGAUUGGUUCCACAUGAAUUGCAUUCCUCUACCAAAGUCCGCUUCUGCAAAAAAACAGUCCUCUGGAAUGUCUUCAACAGCUUUAGCACAACUAGCAAAAGAAGUUAAAUUCUUAUGUCCGUUAUGUUUGAGAUCACGUCGACCACGUUUGGAAACAAUUUUAUCACUUUUAGUUUCUUUGCAAAAGUUGCCAGUCAGACUUCCAGAAGGAGAAGCAUUGCAGUGUUUGACUGAAAGAGGCAUGUCUUGGCAGGACCGUGCUAGACAAGCCCUUGCAACUGAUGAACUAGCAGCUGCUUUAGCUAAGCUAUCAUUGAUCUCUCAGCGAAUAGUUGAACAAGCUGCUCGAGAAAAGACUGAGAAAAUCAUCUGCACAGAAUUAAGAAAAGCAGCUAGCAAUCCAGAGUUGAAACCUCAUCUUCAAAAUGUAGCUCAUACUGCUUUUGGUGGUUUGAAGAUUGAUGAAUUAAGUAAAUGGAGUGGCAAUGUUCCUUGUCCACAAACUUCCCAAGAGUCCUAUUUACCUACACACUCAGAAGGAUCUGAAGAUAACAUACCUGUUGUGGCUGCAGUGCAAGAGGUUCCAUCAGGGGAAUCAUCCUCUAAUGUAGAAGUAGAUCCAAAUGUUGGCAUUGCUGCUGAUGCUGCAUGUACUAGAGAUGGAAGUAAUGCAUCAGAUACCGAUGUUCCUGCUAACUAUAACAUGGAACAUGCAUACUCAACUGCCUCUAAAGCAGCUGCAGCAACUACUCCACGCAAACAUGCUCGAAAGUCUCCUUUGGUAACAAGACAAAUGGAAUCCCCUGUAUUACAGCUGUCAGAUGCUGCAAAGAAUCAGCUGGAACAUCUAAUGAUGGAAGGUGAUCUUUUAGAAAUGUCUCUUGAUGAAACUCAGCAUAUUUGGAGCAUUUUGCAGGCUACAAAAUUGGGCCGUGACUCCUUUUCAAUGUCACCAUUUUCUGACGUAGAGGAUAACACAAACAAUGUUAGAUUUAAAACUGAAAAAAAGAAAAUAAAAAAGAGAAAGUUAGAUGACACUAAAGGAAAUCUCAUGAAAUCAAAGAUUGCUAAAACAAAGAGUAGGCUAAAAAUUCAACUGAAAGAAAACAAACAGAAGAAAAAGAAACUUCGUUUGGGAGGGAAAAUAUUUGGUCCUCAUGAGUCGCAUUCUUCUGCAUCGACAGGAUCUGCUGCUGAUGGUAACAUAAAGCACAAAAAACUGAAAUCAAAAAUGGAUUUCAAAGAUGCCAGAAGGGAAGGUACUUUUCAUUUCAAGAAAGAAAUGAAAGAUGGUACCAUCAAAACAGUGAAAAUGAGGUCAAAAAUAUUUGACAAAAGUGUACAGAAAAAGAUAAGGAAGCCCAAUACAAAAGGCAGAGUAGAAAGGAAAGUCCAUUCUGGAAAAGGAGAAUCUCGAGAAAACGAACCUGAUGAUAGAUGCUCUGCAUCUAACUGUCUUCGUCCAACUGGAGAUGCUGUUAACUGGGUACAAUGUGAUGGUGGCUGUGAGCAGUGGUUUCAUUUGUUGUGUGUAGGCUUGGACAUGAAGGAUGUGAGUGAAUCUGAAGAUUAUAUCUGCUUGAAUUGUGGUGGCCGAAACCACAGCUUUAAAGAGGAAGGUUCUUGCUUAGAUAUCUCAACUGAGUCACAGCAACACAGCAAGGGUUCAUUCUCAAACUCUGAAGUCAUGAUCGACUUUGAAAGCGCCUCAGAAGUUGCUGUUUCAGUUUUGGCAGGAUUUGCCAAAAACUCUUUUGCUGCAGAACGGAUGUCCAAUCAAAUGGAUAGCACAUCAAAAGAAUCCACUGAUUACUUAUAAUUUGUUUAGGCUCUCUCUGUAAGAAACAGUUCGAUUGUCCACACUACUUCAUGACUGUCUUUGUACAAAUUUCAACAUCCUUCAUCUUUGCAAAAUGGCAAGUGAAUCAUAACUUGUUUUAUCACACAUAAAAACUCAGAUAAGUUCUGAAUUUGUAUGUAUAAUGAGAUUGAGUUAUGGGAUAUGGAAAGUACUUUAAACAUUUGCAUUCACUGUAAAAUCUUUUUUUUUAAAUUAAAAUGUUUGUAUUUGAUAUUUUAAAAGAUAAAAUCAUCUUCAUGUGGCUCAUUCUAAAUAUUUAUUUGACUGUAUAUAAUAUUCAUAUUAAAUAUUAAAAAUUCUUUUAAAACUUCACAUCACACUGUUAUAUUACAAUUUAUUUUAACUGAUGAAACUAAUAAGCAAAGCUGAUGAUUGCAGAUCUUCCUUUCAUUUUUCGUGUUUACCUUUUAAGUUGAUAAAAAAUCUAUCAAAAAGAAAGAAAAAAAAUAGAGAUAGAAAAUUGUGUGUUUUCACAAAAACUGGUAUAAUCAAUGAAGCUUAAAAGAGAAAUUUUGUUUUUAAACUGUGUUAAAUGUACGGUUAUUUAAUAAAAGCAUAUAUAAAUAAUAUAGUUUUAAUAAAAAAUUAUCAUGACACUUAUUUUGUUUGUGUCUUGAAAGCUAAAAUUUUAUAUACAUGCGUUGUUGUACAUCUACAAAACACAUGUUUUUUAAGAAAUAUUUUCAUCAUAACACACAGUGUAAUAGAUUGUCUUUUUGAAAUUACAGAAAGUCCUUUUCAUGAAUAGUGUAUCAUGUCACUUGCAUGUAUGUGUUUCAACAUUAACCAGAACAUCUUUAUGUACUGUAAAUUGCAUCCAUUGUGUGAUUUAAAAUACUUUCCUAUAUUCCCAAGUAUGUAAGAAUAGAAAACUUCUAAAGAGUGAUGCAGUUAACUCUCUGUAAUUUGCAACUCUCAUCUCUUGAUAUGUUGUGAUAUAAUUCAAAAAAGCAGUUUCGAUAAACACGCUUAAAAAAAAAAAGAAAUCAGUAUUGCAAAAAAGAACAUUUAAGUUUAAUUUUAAUUGGUUAGGCAUAAAGUUUCUAUCCCUACUAGCAUCCUUACUGCUAUUAUUAUACAUUUAGUAUUUUCAGUUGCAAGUAUAUGAACAUGAAAGCUUGUGCUCAGUUAUUAAAGCAUUGUUUUAUGAAGUUUCGUACUGAUAAGAUAAGGAACAUUUUAUUUAAAAAAAAAUCAGAUUUAUUACUUUCUUUUUAAUCUGUUUAAUCUAAUUUUUUUACUACAGUACUACACUCUUCUAGGUGUGCACAUUUAAUUGUCCUGAGAAGAUCAAGAUUGUAUUCCAUUUUACAUCAGGCAUCAGCACAACCAGGAUUUACCUUCUGGGGUGUGGGACUUUUGUCAUAUGUCCUAACAUGUGUAUUAGUAUUGGCAUUAUGUAGUGAAACCAAGAGUUCUGAAGGGUUGACACCACCCUUUGCAGCACCUCUAGCGCCUGGCAUUAGAUCAUAUCUGUUGUUACUGACAGGGCCAGAUUAAGGUAUGGGGCACCAGCCUAGAGCACCAACAGUUGGGGGGCACCAAAUGUGUAGGUAAAAUAUUGAUUUUGGACUCAUUCCAUAUCGCACUAUUAUUAUGGCAAGAUGUAAGUAUUAAAUCUAGAAAAAAAAAUCCCUGUAAAAAUUUAAUCUUUUCCACAAAUUCCAAAUCACUCCAAGUUUGUUCUAUAUUUACAACACUAUUAAAAUUUAUUCCAUAGAUAAUUUUUAUAUUAAUGGGUUUACUGCAAUGGGCAAAGUUUGACAAAAUCUUCUAUUAUCAUGUUUAGUUAUCUUAAUGCUAUGUCACUUCUAUUUUUUUAAUAAUGCUUAGGGAAAAGAGGGAGCAUGUGAACAUGGUAUGUUUUAAUAGGAUAACAUCAAGCAAAAAAUCCUGAAACUUUCUCUAGAAAUGAUGUCAAAACUUUGAGAUUAGAAUCAAAGUUUAGGAAAAUAUGUAUGAAUAUAAAAUAGUUUUUUUUUUAAAUAAAUUUUCUUUAUCAGUGCAACACUAUCAACACUAUUCAUUAAUUGCAUACAUUCUGCACCAUUAAGCACUAUGCUUAAUUAUUCUGUAAAUUACUGAGAGCUACUUGCAUUUAUUUUCUUUGUAAAUUUCUGAUCUUACUAGAAACCUGAAAAAACCUUCAUUAUAUAAAUCUUCCUGAUGUCAUAUUUGCAUUUCUACCAUUACUAUUUUUGAUGCAUAAUUGUAUAUUUUUUCAAUAUUACUUUACAAUAGUUUUCUUUUUGUACUUUUUGCAUACCUGUGAUAAGUUGGAAAUUUAAAGAAUAGGACUUUUGACAAAAUAUGAUAGAUGAAAUCCUUUGUUUUCUAGUUUAGUAGAAAAAAG